Molecule: messenger RNA, 969 nt
Organism: Neoarthrinium moseri
Lineage: Eukaryota; Fungi; Ascomycota; Sordariomycetes; Amphisphaeriales; Apiosporaceae
Exons: 2
Coding region: 1-969 (322 amino acids)
Biological process (GO): CDP biosynthetic process; 'de novo' pyrimidine nucleobase biosynthetic process; UDP biosynthetic process
Cellular component (GO): cytoplasm; nucleus
Molecular function (GO): UMP kinase activity; ATP binding
Source: RefSeq, a predicted model, not a curated record
AUGCAGCGCCUUCUCUGGCGGCAAGCCUCGCGCCCCUCGGCGUCGUCAUCGCCCUCGCUCUCGUCCCUCGCCGGCCGCUUCCAGCGCGCAUCGUACGCUUCCUCCCCCUUCGCCGCCCGAGCUGCCCCUACACCCUCCAGAGUCGCAACCCGCACCGCCCGGCGCUCCUACAGCUCCGAACCCCCCAAGGGCUCCAGCAGCAGCAUCAAGUUCUGGCCCUUCCUGGUCAUCAUUGCCCUGGGCACCGGAGGUUACGCCAUGGUAGUCAAGCAGAGAGCCGAAAUGCCCGCCAUCGACGCCCCCAAGAAAGCCGGCGAGCUCGGUGCUCCCGCCAAGUCCACCCCGACCUUCUCGGCCGAUGACGUGACCGUCGUCUUCGUGCUCGGCGGCCCCGGCGCCGGCAAGGGCACCCAGUGCGCCAACCUUGUCAAGGACUACGGCUUCACCCACCUGUCGGCCGGCGACCUGCUGCGCGCCGAGCAGGAGCGCCCCGGCUCGCAGUUCGGCGAGAUGAUCAAGGACUACAUCAAGAACGGCCUGAUUGUGCCCAUGGAGGUGACGGUGCAGCUGCUCGAGAACGCCAUGGUCGCCGACCUGGACAAGACGGGCAAGGGCGCCAUCGCCGGCCGCAAGGGCAAGUUCCUGAUCGACGGCUUCCCCCGCAAGCUGGACCAGGCCCACAAGUUCGAGGACGCCGUCUGCCCCGCCAAGAUGGUGCUCUUCUUCGACUGCUCCGAGAAGGAGAUGGAGGCCCGCCUGCUCAACCGCGGCAAGACCAGCGGCCGCAGCGACGACAACGCCGACAGCAUCCGCAAGCGCUUCCGCACCUUUGUCGAGACCAGCAUGCCCGUCGUCGACUACUUCGAGACCCAGGGCAAGGUCGUCAAGGUCAACGCCGAGCGCAGCCCCGUCGAGGUUUACAAGGACACCCAGAAGCGGCUCGAGGGCGUCCUGGGCAAGGGCUUCUAG